Strongylocentrotus purpuratus (purple sea urchin) is the source of this 3662-nucleotide messenger RNA. RefSeq lists its product as uncharacterized. Gene Ontology annotation, molecular function: filamin binding. The transcript is spliced from 2 exons. The coding region runs from base 16 to 1329 and encodes 437 amino acids. The record is from RefSeq and is a predicted model, not a curated record. Lineage: Eukaryota; Metazoa; Echinodermata; Echinoidea; Camarodonta; Strongylocentrotidae. Gene Ontology annotation, biological process: regulation of chondrocyte development; actin filament bundle organization.
CAACGCAACGUAAUUAUGGAGAAUGAUAAUUAUGAUGACACGAGUAGCGGAGAUGGCGAAGACGUGCUUGGCGAAUGGAAUUCCUGUUUAUUAUUGGAUGAUGCGGAAUCGUCGCUUCCGCGCGUGCGAGCUUCGUCGGUCGCUAGGGGAGACGGUCACGACUCCUGCAACGCUCAACCUCAACAUCAACACCAUCCUUUAUUGAAUGCCGCUGUGCGUUCUCCAACGUCCCCCACGUACAGUUUGUGCGGGUCUCGCCUCCGUUGGAUAAACACUGUAGAGCAGCUGCUACUGGGAGUCCCCUAUUUUUACCGUCCUGCAUUGUCUGUGCUCACUCACACAAAGAGGGAACUGUGUAACGUCAACGGGAAAGCACUGAGCAGACGACAGCUUUGUCAUAGGUAUCGCGAUACUCGUCACUCGAAUCAAAUUUCUUUCAUAUCAGUCGCUCACUUCCCCUUUGAGCAAGUCAGACGCGAUUUGAAGUGCGCUCCCCAAGGCGAAAGCAGGAUAUUUGCUACAAACUGCACAGAGUUGUCUUCAUCAGCAGCAGCAUCAGUGAUCAAAACACAGGAAUUUAGCUGUAGCAUUUCCAGGAGUAGCGAGUCUUGUGAUAACAGUAACUGCAGCUACUUCAGCGGACGUUUCACCAGCUUCUUCGCCAUGCCUGUCCCGGAGAGUUUCCGUUCGACAUGGAGUACUGAUCACGUCCCUGCUCUCCACAUCUCUUCCACGCCGGAUAAGCUGAAAAAGCUAAAGGAAAUACGACGAGAUGAUAAUUUUAACAUCGAGGAGGUUACAGAGACAGAGGUGCCUGCCAGCCGGCUCCACUCGGGGUCCCGAAACGGUAACGGCCACCUUCACCACCACGACGACGACACCGAACAACUUUCCGAGGACAUCCAGUCCUUACAUCGGCAACCCAAGAACCCCGAGUACUCCGAGUCCGUCACCGUAUCGCGUAUCCCCGCGCAUCAGGAAUACCGCUACGGCAUGCGGUGCGACAUCGAGAACCCAAGACGUUACCGCGACGCAGUCCAACUCGUACCCGGUCAGACCAACCCCGGUCGGUACUACAGCACUUUCACGCAGUGCUACAUCAACAGCUCGUACCGCCGCCGCCGGUACAGGGAGACCGUGUACAUCCGACUCAACGCGCCGAACCCAAAGCAGUACUCCACCAAGGUGUUCGUCUUCCCCCAGUCGGUGAGGGAGACAUUCGUCAGCGAGGUCGAUCACCAUGACGAGGAGACGAUAAAAUGGUACAAGGUGGGCGUCAAAAUGGAGGCCAGGGACUAUGUGUCGGUCAAAUUCAUGCAAGUGAAUUGAUCAGGGCGAAUAUGUGUGUUGCCAUGGUAAUGAAACAUUUCCAUAAAAUUACUAUGUUGGACGUUAUGAAUUAUUAUAUCAGGUCAUUUCUUUCAUGGAGUGAAAUUAUGCACCAUCGCUUGCUCGAGCAUUGGCUGUGUGCAUCGACGGAGACUUGACCGAACCACAUCCAUUCGUAUUCUCGAAUCUUCGUGUAACCAACCAACAUCUGGGAUAUUUAACCGACGGUGAAAUAAUCAUGAAAAGAUACUAUUUUCUUCCACGAAACAUACUAAAAGAGAGUUAACACAUAUUGGUAAAACAAAUAGAAAGAAUGACUAAUAAUGAUGUGUGAGGACUUUUGAUCAUAAUGUCCAUUGACACUCUGGAAUAGGUAACAAGGAACAUUGUUUGUAUCCAUACAUGAUUAGUGAUGCCCCUGGUGUUCUGAAAUAAGGAGUGCAUUGUUAUGACUCAUAGAUUAGAAUGGUGAUAAAGUAAAACCUGUAUAUAAAGACCACGCAAGUGAAAAGCGUACUUUAUAGGCAGGUGAUUCUUCUAUAGUCCUACAGGUCACUAUGUGAUCUUUCCAUGCAGAUUACUGUGUGGACUUUCUAUACAGGUUCCCCAGGAUACAUAUUCCAAGAGAAAUACAGUCAAGAGGAAAAUGAGAUCUUGAAAGACACGUGGUCUUUAUAUACAGGUUUAUAUACAGGUCGCCACUGACGUAGGUUUGUCUUUAUAACUUAAACUUCAAUUAAUUAUGCAAUGCUUAUUUUGUAUAGGGGCAAUAUAUCGGGUCAACUCACGUUUAAUUAUAUACCUUCGUAUUUUACGAUCAUGCUUACCUUUUUUUCUGCAUCGAGAUUCUAAAGUAUUCUUUCUUUGUACUUUGUUGGCUGAUUAUAAUCCAAUGCAAACGUUCAAGAUACUUUGAAAAUACCCCUCUCCUGUUUUAAUUUUCUUGGCUUGAAGUUGAAACUAUUUAUGUCUGUAUAUUAAUUAACUAAAUAUAUUUCCCCCUGAAAAUCAAAUGAAUUCUUUCUUUUUUUCCAAAGUAGUAAACCUUGUUUUUCUGAAACUUUCAGGGAUGUUUUUCUUCAAUCCUAAGACAGAGAUUAAUAACUAAAAGUAAUUACUGGCAUGUGUAUGUGAAAAUAAUUGAAAUAGUUUAUAAUUCACGAGAUCAGGGCUUCUUAUAAAGAGUUGAUAUCAAUCGUAAUUAUUAAUAUAAGAAAGUGUGAAGAUAUUAUUCCACACUCGAAGAAUAGCGUCUAAAAAUCUAAUACAAUUUUACUCGAGUAUGAAACAAAGAGAUGGAGACAUUCCUCUGUAUGCUCAAACAUUCUCGGUUCAUCCAAAGAGAGAAAAUAUUAAUCCAUUCCAUAUUCCAUAAAUAUCAUAUUAGAACCAGAUAUGAAUAUCAAUAGCAAUAACAUUGGAUACGUGUAUAAGUCAUGAUCCACCACGCAAGAUGCCCAAGGUGCUCAAAAUUAAUGUAUCCCUGGUUUCCAGGCUACCGAUUUCGGUGCUCACACCGUUGAAGGAACGAACCCCUUCCUCUCGGUACCCAUUGAAUUUUUGGGUAGAGAUAGGAAAAUGUUGAGAAAUGUCGUACCAAAGGUCUCUAGUACUGCCCGUGACUGGAUGCUUAAAUCACUCGACUACCACAUCACAUUUCCUAGUUCGUCCCCAACAUAGACUUGGAUGAUUAUUGAAUUUCUAGGAGAAAGUCUUAGUAAUCUUUUUACAGAUAAUUUAUUAGUUAGAAAAAAAAUCACUGCCUAAAAAAAUAAAUUAUAGAAUUUAUUGAUAUUUGAUGGGGUUAAUUAUUUUCGUCAUUAGUUUGAAAAAGGAUUUGCCCGAGACACUAGAUUGGCUUUAUAUAUUUAUCGUAACAAUUAUACCCCCCCCCCGAUCCAUCAGGCUGAUAUUUUUAGUCAAAAAUAUUACAUUUAGGAAAAUUAAUUUCAGCAGUCACAGAGACUUUCGAAAAUGAACUUAGGGUAAUUUCAAUACCCUAUUGAAAAGGCCAUAUAUUGAAAUUAACUUAAAACUUUAUUUUUCAAACGCUUUCCGUACUAUUUUUAUCAAUCAUAUCAUUUUUUAGGAGAUUCCCAAAUUUUAAAGAAAAGUAGAAAGUUGUAGAUAGAUAUAGUAUGUUUCUAUACAUUCGCAAUUCAUUGUGUAUUAUAAUGUAAAUACAAUUUUUUAGUAUUUAGUGUGUACUGUUUGUGAUCGUGAUGAUUGUGUUUUUCCAUGUUAUAAUAAAUUGUAUCAUGCUGCAGAUUGUAAAUAUUUGUUUGUGAUGAAAACGAAUAAUAAAUGAUGAAAACUACAGUCUUUGCAAAUUA